Thecamonas trahens ATCC 50062 is the source of this 1527-nucleotide messenger RNA. RefSeq lists its product as uncharacterized. The transcript has a single exon. Bases 8 to 1480 code for a protein of 490 amino acids. NCBI's taxonomy places the organism in Eukaryota, Apusomonadida, Apusomonadidae. The record is from RefSeq and is a predicted model, not a curated record.
AGAGCAGAUGCGGCGGCAACAGGAGCAGAUGCGGCAAGAUCAGAUGCGGCGACAACAGGAGCAGCUGCGGCAAGAUCAGAUGCGGCGGCAGCGCGAGCAGAUGGACCGCGAUCGGAGGAUGCGCGAGGACUCGGCCCGUCGCCAGCGCGAGGCCAACGCCCGCCGCGUUGCCGUCACCCAGCAGGUCACCGCCAUGCAGCACGCAACAAUGGCAGCGGCAGCGAGCGGCAGUGGCGGGACCCCGAGUGCACCGCCGGCGCCGGAGCCCGGCGAUGCCGACUUUGUCGAUGUCGACGACAUUGAUUGGGACAACUGGAAGCCGCCGGUCGGCCCGGGCGGGUACACCUUUUUCGCCGACGGGCCGGUCAAGUUUGCCACCUUGCCGGACGGCUCGUCAAUCUCGAAGCAGGGCGGCCAGCUGAUCAUCAUGACCGAGGCCGGCGGCUUUGCCGACAUUCCCGGGCCCAAGAAGUGGACGUCGGCCGCCGAGUCGGCCGCCCGACGCGCUCAGCUCCCGGCCGAGCCGGUCAACCGUGCCGGCAACGUCGUCAAGCUCUCAAAGGCCCGGAUGGCGAUUACAGGCUCGGCGCGGUGGCAAAAGCGGUUCCUUGUCAUGAUCGGCUCGGUCUUCUCGUACUACAAGACCGAGGCUGAGGCCAGCGACGCCGCACUCGCCCGCGGCGUCUUCACCUUUGGCGCCGGCUCGACGGUGUCCGCGGUCGAAUCCACGACGCCACGGCAAAAGGACGCGUUCGAACUCAAGGCCCAAAACCCGUCAGUGUUCAAGAUGAUGGUCUCGCCCAUGUCGGUUGUCUCGCCCACGCUUGGCGUCGUCGGCCGCGACAACGUCUUUGCCAUCCACAUUCCGGCGCGCCACGGCGAGAUGGCCAAUGAUAUGGUUGACAUCGUGUCCACAUCGUCAGUCUUCUCGAUGGCCUCCAAGAUCAACGCUGCUCGAGAGGCUACGCGCGCGCGCACCUACUACUUUCAGUGUACGACGGCCGCCGAGCGCGAUGCCUGGAUCGCUGCCAUCCAGACCAACCUUGCCAUUGCAGUCGCCAACGGCGAAAUGCGCGAGAAGCAGGUAAGUGAGUUCCACAAGACCUUCUCGCGCCUCCUCACCGACAACGAGCUUGCCGGCCUGGACAUCGGCAUGCUCUUUGACGAGUUUUACCUCACGCCAGCGCAGCGCGCCGCCGCUGCUGCUGCGCCGCCGCCACAGCCGUCGGCCCCGCCGGCUGACGCGUCUGCGCCGCCGCCGUCUGCGCCGCCGCCGUCUGCGCCGCCGCCGUCUGCGCCGCCCGCAGGCGGGGGCGGGGCGGCCAAGGUCUACAUGCCGGCGCAAGCCCAGCCCGCGCUCUUCACACCUGCUGCACCUCCUGGUGGAGCCGGCGUUCCAGGCGUCGCCGUCGACAUCGGUGCGUUUGCGAACGUCUCGUCGGCGUCACUCCUCGAGGCGCCGCCGCCGUACACUCCGUAGCGCGCCACACGCGCCUCAUUUCAACUACGAGCGCAUCACAUAUCAAA